AUGGCUGUACAACAACAAGAGAGUUCUUAUUUGAGUAAUGGUGAGGCAGUGCAAAGGGAUAUAAAGGAGUCAUUGGCACGUGAUAAGAAGAGUUUAGAACGCUGCAAAUCAUGUGACUGUGGAAAGAUUAUUGAUUGCACUUCUCGGUUCUUGUUUCCAUUUGCCUUUGUUUUGUUUAACGUGUUUUAUUGGUACCGCUAUUUGAGUUAAUGAUCCCUUAGAAGCUGCAAAGUUUUCGCAUAUACAUGGUCCUCGAUCGUCCUCGAUUGGCAUUUCUGCAUAUCAUACUCAGUCUCAUUCAAUAAUUGUUAAAUUAUGAUUAAAUAAUGAUUUUGUUUUCUCAUUUUUAUAUAAACUUCACGUUUCGUAUACUAGUAAACAUCAGUACAUUUUCAAAAAGGAUCUAAAGUGACCGUUACAUAGCACUUUUGAAAAUGUCCGUUCAGAAUAGCAUACGAAACGUCAAGUUUAUAUAAAAAUCCGAAAGCUCACAAUGUUUAGCACCGCUGUUUGUGUUCUAUUUCUGAUAAAACUACGAUAUAAUGCCCCAAGAACAAAAGUCUUUAUGACAUUGUUCUCGAUUAUUUGUAAGAACAACAAAGCAGCAACAACAAGAAAGGACAAACUAAACUACGUGGCACCGGAACUCACUUCCCUGAAAAAAUCAUCAUUAUAAAGGUAGUUUCAAUUUAUGAUCGAUAAGAUGGGAACAGUAUUGCCCAGUCUCUCGGGCCAGGAACUCAAACAAAAGACGCUUGAACAAUGUACGUAUAAUUAUAUCAAAUAAAUUUACAUUUCAUUCUUGUAAGAUCUUCUGCACAAGAUGUUUACAAUUAAAUUUCAUUUUAUCGUCUCAUUUCCGCGUAAUUUUUCUAGCCUGCGAACGGCAGACGUUUCUCCUAGCUCAUCGCCGCUGAGGGACGUUUCGCGAAACGUCCCUCAGCGGCGAUGAGCGAGUAGAAAUUUCUGCCAUUCGCAGUCUAAAUUUUUCAAAACGGCCCCUCCACCGACAGUGAGUGUAGAUUCCAGCUUAUAUCGCAUGGAUUGAAGAGUUUUAAUCUAAGGAGAUUUCGCUGUAAUUCUGCAAUUCCCCCCCCCGCCCCCCUUCCACUCGAAAAAAAAAGAAAAUGAUAAUAACAUUUAGGAGAAAUAAAGACCGCCGAUUAUGAUUGAAAAUAUGCCGGAAGGCGAAUGACAGUGUGACGAAAGAAAAAAAAAUUGGCCCUCAAUUGACGUUAGCACGCGUAGAGUGAUAAGGUACGUUGGGUCCCUAUAAUCUUAGCGGGAGGCCUUCGGUAAGAAGUACCUCAUUGAUGGAUAUUUGAGAGCAGAAUAAUACUGAUGAGCCAAAAAAAUAGUUAUUUCCAGUCAGGUCAGUCUAAACACAGACAAAAAUAAUUCUAUUGCCUUGUUCGAGUCGUAUUCAUUAAAGGUUAAUUGUAAUAAUGUUCGACCUAAAAGGGUCAUGUAAUAUUGGAAAUGAAAAUGAUAAUAUAUCUUAAGGCUAUAAAAUACUGGAUGAUAUAUCCAUCUAUUAUUGUAACUUUCACAUAUUAAAUUGUACCAAUUGAAAUUAAAUUUGAAACGUAGAACGAUGCUUAGAAGAGACUAGAGGGUCAAAGUCCAUUUUUAGUAUAGCAGCUGAAGGAAGUUCAGUGUACGUUUUUCAAAUUGAGUAAUUGCUAACCGAGGCUACGGAAGCUCUAACGGCCACACACAGUGUUGAUAAAUAGUUCUAUCGAUAGGAACUGAUUGAGGGUAGCUUUAAAGGGCUGCCUCUGUUUUGACACCAACUAAUAAUUUUUAAGGGCUGGGACUGAAGACUCCUUUGGUUACGUAAUGCUGGGCUCAAAAUACUGUGAGAAUUUACCCAAGAAGCCAUCGUUGGUUGGAACUGUGCUUCUUGUUUGUAUUUUUUGUGGGUAAGUUAUUGUGAAUACUUCAAUUGCUUUAAUUUUCUGAAAAUUUUAAACCAUAAGCUGUCGAUCUGACUUCAAGAAUUGUCGAAUGAUUCAGUUGUUAAAAAACCGUGUUCCAAUUUUUACCUUUCCAUUGGACGAAAAUGCUCUGCAGGUUGACGAAAAAUAGCCUUAUUGAUGUUGCAUGCUCUUAACUAAAUAUCAUUUUUAAUACAGAACUGGUUGUCUUCUAUUCUCUAUUUAAUGAAAAUUCAAAAUAUUCUUUUAUUACUUGUAAUCAUACUGUCAAUUAUCAAUUUCUCAGGGUUUUUUUUGUAUUGAACAGAUUUGCUGGCGUAAAGAAUGAGAGACAAAAUCAUAGAAUUGAGAAAAAUAGUUUCGUGAAUAAUUCUAAACAGCUUAGGUUCUCUUUAAGACUACAGGAUAGGAAAAAUUUAUAUUUAAUAUUCAUGGCCCUAUUUCCUUUUUGUUUUGCUUUGUAGUUCUCGCUGUAUGUGGUAACAGACACUAUGUAUUUAAAACUGACCGAAGAUCAUUGGUCUUUUAAAAUAGCUAGCGUGUAGUCAUCAUUAUAUAGUGACGUUACUAGAGCAAUGAUUAUAAGAAUAUUAGUGAAUUACAUUAAAAUUUAUAUUUCCAAUCAAAAUAAAAUGGUGGUCACGAACCCUUCUAGUGACUUGUAGAUAAGCAGAAUUCCUGUUUUCUUGGCUUGCAUGCUCACAGCUUGAUUUGAAUCGACUUAAAAACUGUGAAAAGUCAAUCUGUUUAAUAACCUCUAGGGGGUGUUGAGCAAUUUCUGAAACCGUGCCGACUUUUAAUUUUCACGAAAACCUCUUAUUAUAAAUUAAUUAUCAAAUACACAAUACACUUACGUCUUACAUGUCUCAUGCCGACAGGUCAAGGUUUUUUGCAAAUACGUGCAUAUAUUUCUGGAAAAUAUUUACACAAAUUGUAGAGUAAGAAAAAAAGAAAGGAAGAAAAGAAAAUAAAGAAAAUUGAAAGGAAAAGAAGGGAAAGAAAAGGGAAAUUGUUUCAAAUAUUAUGUUCUUUGCCUUUUUAAGAUAUAAUCUAUAAAUAAUUUUGCAAUUGCUGCUGUUGAAAAAUUAUCCUGUAUUCGUUGAAAAGAUAACAAUUUCAGACAAACGUCACAAUCCGCAAGAGCUUUCCAAGAGAACUCGGCACUAUGUAUUUUUUUUUUCCGGUACGUUCAGCAGGUUCGUUGCAAAUCUGUUAAGUAAAGUAUAUACUACACAAAGCUUUGGAUAAGAAUUUGUAUUUAUAGGUGUGAGAGGGACAGCCGAAAAUUCCAGAAAAAAAAAUGAUUGGGGUUUUGCUCUUGUCAUUAUUAAAGGCUUGUGAGAACGUAAACACAUGUGCUUUGUUGUCCUCCAGACAAAUAUUACGCUGAUUUUUUUUAUAAUGACACAGAUUAUGUAACUUUAGCGUUUGCCAUUAAUUAACGAGACGUCUGAACAUGUUUAAGGUUGGUAAUACUGCUUAGUUAUUAUUUUAAAAUGCUUGAAAGGAGCAUGCGCGAACGUUUUGCUGCAUUGUAUGAGUUAAAAAAGAGGGGUUUUGUAGUCGCCGAUUUUGGCCACCUCUUUUGGCGAAAUUUCCAGAGUUUGGUUAUAACUAGAUCACUGGUAAGUACAGUCCCACAAAAUAAAUCUAUCAUAUCGCAACACAAUAUUUUUUUUCCUUAAAGCUCAACGGGAGGUCUAGCAAGGAAUACUACUCAAGGGCUUCUGUUCUCUAACUACGAUAAAGAUGUCAGACCAAAUGAUGGAGGUAGGAUGGCAGAGAUGCCUACCUUCGGAGUUCUAAAAUCUUGAUGUGUUCUUUCUUUUGGCAUUAUACCCCAAGAUACCCACCGCCCCCCCCGAACAUAAACACAAAUCGACCCAGUCCUAUCAUGCGUGUUACCCAGCACAUGAGGUCUUACAUGUUUCGCUGGUUUUUACAAAACAGUUUCUUGUCACUGAUGAAAUACUCGCAAAAUUGGCACAGAAACCUACCCAAGAAUGAGAUUUUUUAAAUUUUUUGGAAGAUGGGCUAAAAGAAAGAAAAGAUCAAAAUUUAAUUUUAUCUGGGAGAUUUGGUGACUCGUAGACCGCGAUUUUUUAGCCGUAUCUGGGGGGGGAGUAUAUAAGGUAUAGAUAUACGCAUAUACGCACAUAAUUUAGGAUGCCGAAGCAAAACGUUCCUCUUUGAUUAUAAAAUCAUUGUUUUUGUUGUAUCUUUGAUGUUAACUUGUUAUAACGACGAUAUUCAUCAACUGAUACAGCAGACAAUAGUCAAUGUUGGAAACGUUUGUGUUGCAGUUGCUCCAGUCUUACUGAAACUUGAUCUGUACGUAGAAUCAUUCGCCAACAUUGCUGAAGCCAACAUGGUAACUUUUAAUAUCAAUUUUUCUUUAUUCAUAGUUUCAGGUGAUAAACUUCACCAUGGUUAAUAGAUCUUAAUAGCUUGAAAUAUAUGCUUUUAUCUUAUUAAUAGAACUUUCUCUCUUUAAACACAGCCCUAUUGUUCUAUACGUAUGAAUUCGGGCUCUGACCUGUGUAAAGUGUGGUAGCUUCAGGGUAAAUAAGUAUAGGUAAUACCAUGAUUUGUAGUGAUAUUUGGUGUAAAUACCACGAGUGAUAUUUCGAAAUUGUUAAACGUAAUUUCACUAGCCGUUAGACGAGUAAAAUUUGAGACAAUUUUGAAAUAUCACGAGUGGUAUUUAUUCCAAAUAACACGUACAAAUCAUGCUAUUAUCAGUUUAUACUACUACCCGCAAAGGGUUUGUAAUUUUCACAUGUAGGUAUUUCAAAUUAAGCUGAAAUACCACUGCUCUAAGCCAAUCAAAUCACAGAAAUUUCUCAUGUAGUAGUAUAAUUUUUGUAAUCGUAGCAGACUCCUGAGUAUCGUGAAUCUCAAUGCGUGUAAAUUUCUCGUUUUAAACAGGAGUACACAGUGUUUGGCUACCUUCGCCAUUACUGGACUGACAAGCGAUUUGCUGGCAAAUCCAAUAAAACCAUUCGUCUGCAAGGUUCGGCUAUUGAGCACGCGUGGACUCCUGACACCUACAUCAGCAAUUCAAGAGAAUCAAAUAUUCGAGUGAAAGAUUCAGAAUCAGAAAGCGUGCUCGAAAUAUGUCCAAAUGGAGGGGUUUUCUAUUCAAAAGGGUUAGUUAUAGACCCAGAGGGCAAUACCAUGCCUUUAUAUUUAGACAUGUUUCACUAAGAAUAGUCAGGUUUCUAAUUUGUUUAGACUGGGAGUAAUUCAUAAGAAGAACGUCAGUUUCUGUUUCAAGUAUGGGUAGUGUAGGGAAGUGUGGUGCCCCAGAUUAGAGAAGGAUUGCAAAAUGUAGCUGAAAUUGGUCUGGCACCAGGUGCAAUGGCUGCAGGGCCGUCACUUUACAAUGUCUCAACCCCCCCCCCCCAAAAAAAAAAAUUCAGAGUUUCUACCCUGGGUUGAAAAUAGCGAUUUUUAGGCCCCCACCGACGAAUAUUGUGGCGUGAAUGCCACACCCAUCACUCCUGAGGAGCUGGAAAUGAUUUUCACCAAGAAAGCCCCUUUCAACGCUUAUUGACAGUAGUUGCUGUAAUGUCUGACGUCAUGUCAAUGGUACCAAGUCAAGCCAGUUUUGUCAAAUUUCAUUUUCACCCAAAAAGGAAAACAGAGUAUGGCAAAAUAACUGGCAUAAUGCUUAGUUAUAGACAAGACUUACAGAUAUCAAGCAUGUCAAAUAUGCUUAUUUUCUUAGCCUGCGAGCGACAAGGGGUGGAGGGGGUAUAGAUAAUGGAAAAGGAAUCUAAAAUGCUAAGGCAACGGUAGCCAUGGGGUUCACUGCGGUUGGAAUUUAAAUUCUUUAACCUUUUUCGUUAACUCUUCCCCCCACCCUCCCUCCCGAUAUAUGGUCUCUGGGGACUUAAUCGCAAGCUAAUACUUUCUAAACUAUUAGCAUAGAUCUGAAAUUUUAUGAAAGUCCAUAUGUAGUCAACAUCAGUUGGCUAUUUUGAGAUCUCCUCACAUGUUUACUAUUAUGUCUAACCUUUGAGAAAUAACAGCAAAACCCAUAGCUACUACCCCGGCUUAAACUGGCCGUAUCGCGAAAAAAGGGCGGAUGGUGGCAUGUAUUUCUUUAACCUCCAAAACAUUUUUCUGUGUAUUUAGGGUCAAGAUUGUUGCCUCUUGUGACAUGAAAUUGGAAAAUUUUCCGAUGGACACUCAAAAAUGCAUGUUGAUAUUUGGAAGCUGUAAGUACUAUUUGCACCAUAGAAUAAAUUUUCGUUAUCCUUUAGCACCCUUUAUGUAUUUUAGUAGGUUUUUAAUUUUUUUUCCCUUGUUAGACGAGAGAUGGCUGCCUAACCCCAGUAAAGUUGUUGCUUUUGCAAUUGGCAUCUCGAAAUGUUCACGGAUACCCAUGAACGCCAUUUUUUUCAGUAGUUCUCGCAAGAUGAACCAGCUUGGCCGCAGCGCCUGUAAACGAGGACGAUCGAUGGGAUAUUGGCUAGAAACGAGGCUGCUUGGUCAAUAUACCAUCCCAUCGCUACGUAUUUUAUUGCUCCCAUCUUCCAAGUUUGGUCAACGACAGCUGGUUAUAAAGAGUAAGCGAGGGGAUUUGAGCCAAUUAGGAAUGGCGAACAAUUUUAGAUGAAUACUAAUGAAUAGGCCACUUCCUAUAAGACAGAAGUACUAUAAGACUUAACCAUGUUUUUCAUUAGAUGGCCACACCACCGAAGGCUUGAUCUACAAAUGGAAGGCCGAUACUGUGAGUGUUGAAAAGAAAAGCCUCGCCCAAUUUGACAUGAAGAGGGUGCAGCUAAACUCAAAAAACGUGACUUACAUUAGCGGUUAGUAAUUCUUCUCAUGAUACCUAUCCAUUUACCGCACGGGGCUCUUGUAUUCUGUCUAUCGCUGGGACGCCUUCACCUUUCCGCAGUUUGAAGAGUCUUUAGUAGUUGCAGGUUUUGUUCGUUCUCAAAAGCGUAUCUUCGAAUAUUUUAAAAAAGGCCAUUUCUGGAUUGCCCAAGGGCCUCUGUUUCAGAGCGAGGUUAAGUGCGAAUGUAGUAAUAAUUAAGAAAAUGAUUUUUUUUAAUUCUCAUUCAAAUGACACUCAUUUUUACAAAUGAUUUUGCACUUAAAUAUAUCUUCGUUUUGAAAGUGCAUGUUUUUGGAACUCAGAAAUUCAGAAAUGUUAUAUUACUGUGCCUACAUGUCUUCAGAAACAAGGACGUGAAACUCGGAUAAACGUUCGUAAAAAACUAUUUGACCCAUCCUUAGUUGAAAAUAAUAUGACUUUAGACGUCUAGAGUGGAAGCGGGUUUCUUGGACAAGGACGUAUGUACCUUAACAAAGCUAGGCUGCCGUGUAAGGGCCCGUUUACAUGGAGUGGGGGACCCCGGUCUAGUGGGGAUGGCUUCUUUUGUUUUCACGCUCUGGAGGACACAAAACAAAGGAAACCUACCCCACUAGACCGGGGUCCCCCACUCCAUGUAAACAGGGUCUUCGUUAGUGGUUUUGAGGGGGGGGGGGUGUACUCCCAUACAUUACCUAUACGGGUAUGUGCCGUGAUUUUGAAGCUCCUGAUUUAGAACGGGGUAUCCAUUUCAGAGGCGUUUCUAGAACGGGGCAUAGAAAAUUGUGGAUCACGGCUUUAUUCUCUGCUUAAAAUUGCUGCUGAUUAUGAAGAAGCAUUUAUUUCAUGUAUAAGUCGAAGAAAUAAGGAAAUAUGUUUUUUAAAAAACAGGGUUAUUUCAAUUUACAAACUUUCUAGAACGGAGUAUAAAAAAUUGGCCCAUUUCUAGAACGGGGUAUCAGUUUUAGGGGAAUUUUUUUUUUUAGAACGGGGUGCAAAUUUGGAGUCCCAGGCGGCACAUACCCACCCAAAAAAUCCCAAGUGCCCCCCCCCCGGGUUUUGAGGUUUGCUUUGGCUUUCUAAACUUCAUAGACCUUUCCCGCAUUACGCUCCAGUGAACAAACACAAAGAAAUGAGGACGAGGCUCGGGUGGACAGUUUCAUACAAAUCACUGUAUUUUGUCCACCCGAGCCUCGAGUUGGUGCCUUUGUUCACUGGAAUGCGGGAAAGGUCUAUUGUGACGCAAUCAACAUUCCUGAAAAUUUUCACGUGUUCACGAUUUCCUGAGUUUGACAGUAAUUAACAGGGCAAUUAACCUGAAAUUUGCAGGGACAUUCAGCAUUCUUCGCGUCACUUUCAGCUUUAAAAGACGCAUUGGUUAUUACGUCACCCAAGUCUUCUUCCCAGACGUCCUUGUGGUUACAAUAAGUUGGAUAAUCUUUUGGUUAGACCAAGAUGACAUGGGUGGCCGAGUUGGCCUGGGAAUCACAACAUUACUAACCAUCAUGUUUCUGUUGGGCUCUGUAAACAUGUCGCUACCUCGUGUGAGUUAUCCCAAGGCCAUUGACUGGUACCUUAUCGGAUCGUUUCUGUUUGUAUUCCUCGUUUUGAUGGAAUGUAUCUUAGUGUACAUUUUGCGUCCAAGAAAGCCACAACGCAAGAACGGUAAUCAAAAAAUGGACAAUGGUUUGGAAAUUGAUUCCAUAAAUAAUCUUCAGGUAGGCAUGUUUAAGAAUUUUUCCUCACAUUAAAAAAUGACACUCUUGCAGCUUCAAAGAAGAUUGAAUGUUCUUUUAAUACUUUAUCAACACAACAAAGAAAAAGAAUUAUUUGAAAACUAUAGUGGCACCGCAACAAUUGCAUGAUGGCAAUUUACUGCUUGUGUGUUAGCUGAUCAUAAAUGGGUCAUAAAUCCGUAUGUUGUGAUUGGUCAGCCGAGGAGCUUAUUAAAUUGGAUGACUAAUAAUGAGAUGGUAAGGUUUGUUUUUCAUCAAAAGAAAGCAAAAACAAUAACGACAACAACAAAUUUUAAUGCUGAGAAGGAGCUAAGUUCACUAACAACAACAACAACAACAUUUCUUUUCUUUAUUAUUUAUGAGAUAUGAAGUAGUGCUGGCACGGAAAGUAGAAGAAACACUCAUCCAGGGGGUCAGGCAUCACGAAGCAUAAUUUCAAGGAUGGACAGAAUUCUAUCUCAUUGUCGCCCUUUUUGAUAUAAGCACCAUUCAAAACUGAAUUUAUGUCGUUUUUCUUUUUUUCGAAAUUUAUCAGGUACUGGUGGCCAAUCUAUGGAAAGGAUAUAAGGCUAAAAUGAAUUAGUAAAAUCCAACUAGUGGUGUAUUAUCAAUGCUGCAUUCUGAUUGGUUGAGCUACUACUAGGCUAUAUGUUAUAGCCCACUAGUAGCGAAAAGCGCCAGCUUUUUGGCGGAAAAAAAGAAUUAAAGGGGCUGUGUCACGGCAGUCUAGUUCAUUUUGUUUAAUUUUGCCAAUUACUCGCCCUCAAUCGCUAUGGAACUUAAAGUAAGAAAAGAAAUUACAGGUAAAUGACAAAAUCAGAGAUCUGAGUCAAACAAAUAUGUCUCCUGAGCAUUAUUUUUGACGAGUUGCAAGCAGCAGGGAUCAACUUUGAAAAACUGUUAGGCUGAACAUUUUUCGAAAACCCUAAUUUCAAUCCGUUUCAAUCUUCUUCAGUUUUGCCCAUCCGUGGCAUCUGUUGUUUCUGUUAUGUUAUUUUAACCUUCCUUUAAAGUUUUACGCGAUUAUUUUUUUGUUUCUCUUAAUUUGACGGGAAUUUUGUAAUUUCCUAAUUUGGCUGAACAUCGUGACACAGCUCCUUUAAAGUCUAGCUUUAACUAGCUAAAGUUGCUUUGUCUCGAUAUUUUUGACCAACUAGUUGGAUUUUACUAAAACAAUUAUUCCUCUCUCCCUCAUAGCCUCUGAGUCAAUAUCCCAUUCGGCCUUCGGCCUCAUAGGCUAUUCACUCAGAGCCCAUUCGGGCUCGAGGAAUAAUUGUUAAUUAGUUUUCCGUUUCAUUUGCAGGAUCUGCCAGGAAUGGAGAAUAUCCCUCUAAAACAACGUGAUCAACAAGAUCUUAGCAAUGGCGAACCAGUACAGAGCGGUGUAGAUGAUGAGAUGACUGGAGAGUCACCGACGACUACUCAGAAAGGUUUUGAAAGUAGUGCAUCAUGUGAUUGUGGAAAAACUGUUGAUCGCGCUUCGCGGUUCUUGUUCCCAUUUGUUUUUGUCGUGUUUAACGUCUUUUAUUGGUGGUAUUUUUUGAUCGAAUAACUCUCAAGACCAGGAAGCGAAAUUUAUGCAUAGGUGGUGCAAUGUACAGUUCAUAGUACAGGUCGCUGUGCGUACGCUGAAAAAAUGCUGAUUCAUCGCACCAUGUAAGGGUAUAUGGAUUCCGGAAUGCGGGGAAUGUUUGCUUGCGCAAUCCAUAUUCCAUGAAAAUUUUGCUUGUGGAAUGUGGAGUCCUGGGCUUUGGAAUCCGGAAUCCCUUAACGAUUAGAAUCCAGAAUCCAAGUUCCACUGACAAAGAAUAGAAUCUACUACCUGGAAUCCGGAAUCCACGGUUUGGAAUCCAGAAUUCCAGUCUUCGAUUUGCUUACAUGGGGCGAGAUUCAGGUCGUAGGGGAGACGGGCGGCUUGGCUAAGCUAGUUAUUUUCCUUUUGUUAAGCCUUUACUGUUACGAAUUUAGGCUUUUUAUUUCAAGGAGUGAUGGAACGUUGUUUUUUCACUUAAAACGCUAAGAACAAAGUGGAAUCAAAUAAUUACCUGUAAUAACAGAUCAGUUUGUUAUUUUGAAUUACUCUACCACUAUGUAUACGUCAAAUAGAACCGGAUAGAAAUUGCUGGCUAUAUACAGUUGAAGUUCAGUUUCUAAGCGGACACUCUCUCGACAAUCGGGCAGAUCUACUUACGGCUCCCUAGACGAAAGCCCUUCACAGUCCACUCUCUUUUAACGGACACCUCUAUAAGACUGACACCUCCGUAAAACCGACACCAAGAGUUGGUCCCUACCUUUCUUUACUCUCUUUAUUUGACUCUCUAUAAGACGGACUCUUAGUGACUCUCCCAGAGGUGUCCGUCUUAAAGAGAGAAGUGACUGUCGACCUCUCUGUUUGUAAAAAUCAUUCUCAUAAGCGGCAAGUUCUAGCUGUGGACGGUAUUUCUUUGAUUAACGCCAGUAUCGGCCCGUUUAGGAGAGUUUCGAGUGACG
Porites lobata is the source of this 10988-nucleotide messenger RNA. Lineage: Eukaryota; Metazoa; Cnidaria; Anthozoa; Scleractinia; Poritidae. The record is from the annotation of a GenBank genome assembly.